AUGUCAAAACAUAACAAACUGGCCUCAUUAGCACCUGCCAACAAAACUCAUCCCCUGACUGAAUCAUCAUCAAAAUUGAGAAAACAAAAACAAGAGCAGAAAGAUUUAGAUGACAUAGAGGAUGAUCUUUUACUCCAACAGAAUGUAUCCAACUUCACAAACGACCUCAUUAAAAGCGUCAACCGAGAUAUCCAAAGAGAGUAUGACAGUGUCAGUCGAUAUCAUGCCGCUAUAAAAGCCCUAACUCGAAAUCUAAUCAAUGGCUCUUAUGAUGAUGAACAUCAUGCUAAUCUAACUCUGCCUUCUUCAAAUAAUAAGACACCUCUGACUAAAAUAAACAUCAGCCGAUAUAAUGUUCAAUGUUCAUUCAAAGAGAAACCAAUAUGGCUUGAAGAUGCUUGCACGGACCGAUGUAUGUUGUGCGACGUAAGGUUCACAUUUACCAGAAGGAAACAUCAUUGUAGGCUCUGUGGAAUGAUAUUUUGUAGUGCAUGCACAGACAGAAGAACAGCAAUUCACUUUCUCAAUAAUAACAACAACAACCAAAAUAAUAAUAAUAAUAAUAACAACAAUAAUAAUAAUAACAAUAAUGAAAGCAAUAAUAAUAAACUUGUAAGAGUUUGUCUGCUCUGUUACAAGCAGUACAAAAAGAAGUUUCCAAGAGAAUCAGGAGAUCAUUACUAUUAUCAUGAUGUUGGUGAUGACGACGAUGAUGACGUAGGUUUAGGACCAAUGGUGUCCUUCAAUGCAAUCCAGUACAAUGUUACUAACCAAACGUUCCGAAGUUUGUUACUCACGGACCCAAGACCAUUAUGCUUUCUAAUAAAUCCAAAUUUAAUAGUUCUUGUUAAGCUCCUGUCGAGGAAGUGCUUAUCGUCAUCAUCUUUAUCAAAUCAGCCUUACGAAAAUAAUGAUGGUGAUGAAAAUGAUUACAAAAACAGCAGCAAAAGUAAAGACUAUGAUGACGUCGAUGAUAUCAUCAAUGAUAUCAUCGAUGAUAUCAUUGAUGAUAUCAUCGAUGAUAUCGCUGAUGAUGACGUCAUUAAUGUUAGUUCAUCAUCGCGUGUGCGUGUAAAUAAAAAUGAUGAAGAUGUCGAUAAGGAUGACGAUGAUGACGAUGAACUCAGUGUCAUCGUACCUGCCAAUAUGAAUAAUGAUGAUGGUAAUGAUGGUAACGACGAUAAUGAUGAUGAUGAGGGAUAUAUUCUGUUGUUUAUAACGCGAGGUAUGAACGUUGUCAGCCAGAAGGAAAUUGUUUUAAUGAUGAAAUGCCACAUUAAAGAUAGCAACAGCAUUGAAAACAAUUACAACAUCGGUGACUACAACAACAAAAACGACAACAACAAAAACGACAACAACAAAAACGACAACAACAACAACAAAGUAGACAUCAACAUCAACGAAAACAUCAACAACAACAAUAACAUAAACAUCAUCAACAGCAACAACAACAACAACAACAACGUAAGCAUCAGCAACAACAACGUAAACAACAACAUCAUCAUCAACAACAACAUCGACAACAACCAAAAUGAUAACAAAACUAAUAAUGUAAACAACACCACCGAAGAUAUCAAUAGCAUCAACAAUCGCAACCUCCCUCCAGCAUAUUUAUUUAAAUUUUUUAGCGACCUCUACCAGGAAGCCAGUUUCGGUCAUACCAGAGAGCAUUUGGAUUGUGUUAAACUUCAAAGAAAGCAUUGCUGCAGUGAUGAUGAUAAUGACGGUGGUGGUGAUGGUAGAGGUGGUGUUGGUGGUUAUGACGAUUAUGAUAAUGAUUAUUCUAAAGGUUAUCAGGCAUUUAGUGGGGUCGAAGUUGAUGGUGGUGGUGGUGAUGAAGGUGAUGACGACGACGAUGAUGAUGAUAGUUCAUUUUUAAUUGCUGUUUCUUUGGUGGAAAGUGAACUUAAAUUAGCAAGAAGAUUGCCGGUUCUUAUGUGUUUGAAUUUGGCCCGCGAACAGAAAUACACGUCAAUGAAGUUCCUCACAUCAACACCAAAAACAUUAACAACACCCAAAACAUCAACAAAUGCCAGCACAACACGCAAUAUAUCAACACGCAACAUAUCAACACGCAACACAUCAACACGCAACACAUCAACUCUCAACACAUCAACUCUCAACAACACAUCAACUCUAAACACAUCAACAAAAUUCAACAGCAACACUUCUCCAUCUCCUACUACUGAUGCUAACAACAUCAACACCAAAGCAUCGGCUACUACUACUACCACCAUUGGUUACCAUAGUGAUAAGAAUAAUAAUAAUGACAAUAAUGACGUCAUCGUCAGUGGUGGACUGAUCAAAAGUGAACUGAUGUUUCAGUGGUUGGAUGGCGAUGCCCUACUCAAUCCUGGAAUAACGAGUAAAAUAGAAGGAUGUUCACUGGAGUAUAGUAGGAUGAUAAGGAACCAAAUUGGUCCAGAAAGUCCCGGUGUAAGGUUCCUCAAUAGAUUCUUCUUCUACAACGGUUGUGAUGAUUACCGACUGACCUGUGGUGAUGAUAACGAUGCUGGUGAAAUGGGUGGAGUUGAUGAUAAUGAUGAUGAGUUGGAUGGACUGAAGAAUUUUGAAUGUGUUAGGUGGCUGGAAGCGUACGUCAUAGAGAACAAACUGCCAUCCGAGUACGAAGAUGACGUGAGCAUAGAUAAAUUAAUCAGGCAGUCCGCCCAUCUCUCUUCCGAAGCUCUCAACCAACACAUCCCUACUCUGACGUCACUGAAGUGUUACUCACUGGCCGUCAGAGUUGUGAUUGAGGUUAGCACAUCUCUAAAGGACAACAGCAACAACACUAAUAUCGUUAACACCAGAAACAACAACAACAAAGAAAAUGAUAUCAAUAAAAUUAACAAUGAUAAUAUUACUGAUGACGUUAACGAUGUGCUAACAACUACAACAACGCCUCUAGCGACGACAGCUGCAAAAGCAACGGCAGAUGCAGCGCCAACGUCUGCUACAACUACUACCGCAAUAACUUCUACCACAACAGCCACAACUUCAUUGCUACCACCACUUCCAACAGCCACAAACUUGAAGCCUCUCACAACAAGCCUGCAAAGAACAUUGAAGGAAUGCGUCAAUGAUGAACUUACACCAUCCCGUCAACUGAUAUAUCAUCUAAUGAAGAAAUUGCGUAAUAAUAACAAGAAUUAUAACAAGAAUAAUAAAAAUAAUAAUAAUAACAAUAAUACUAAAAUUUAUAAUAAUAAUAUUACAACAGAUGACAAUGCUUUCCUUGUUUAUGAAAUCGCUUAUCAACUUAUUGGCCUUAAAUUCACUAUUGCAACUAAUAAUUAA
Messenger RNA from Helobdella robusta, 3297 nucleotides. RefSeq lists its product as hypothetical. The record is from RefSeq and is a predicted model, not a curated record. NCBI's taxonomy places the organism in Eukaryota, Metazoa, Annelida, Clitellata, Rhynchobdellida, Glossiphoniidae. The transcript has 15 exons. Gene Ontology annotation, molecular function: metal ion binding. Bases 1 to 3297 code for a protein of 1098 amino acids.